This is a messenger RNA of Menidia menidia (Atlantic silverside), 2762 nucleotides long. The record is from the annotation of a GenBank genome assembly. Lineage: Eukaryota; Metazoa; Chordata; Actinopteri; Atheriniformes; Atherinopsidae.
UCCUCUGAUAGUUUGUGUGCAGUUUAUCCACAGUCAUUAUAUUUUAGUCUGCCCUUACUUUUAAUGUAAAACUUUAUUCUGGGUAGGUCAGUCUGACCUUUUUUGUGGUAUCUGCUACAUUCUGUAAAUAAGUAACAUUGGGUCAGAGAGUAAUCUGCAUGUGGCAUGACACUCCAAGUCAUAAAAAGGUCAUAUGGUUUGUCUCUCUCUGUCCGCCUUUAUUUUGUUCAUUAUCGAGUGCUCUUUGGGUGGUUUGUGACUUCUUGUCGUUGUAUCUCCGAAGCUAAAACUAGAGCAUUAUCUAACCAUGGAGCUGUAACUUUAGAAUCCUUGUUUAUUCACGAAUCAACGUUAAUUAACAACGCCUACUGCUUUCAGACAGCAAAACACCUAGCAGAGUAUAAAAGGGGGGGCGGUGGAGGAAGAGGCUUGUUUUUGUUCAAGGAGCUAGUCCAAAGCAGAGCUGAACAGGGGGACGGAAAAGUUUUGACUAGAGGUUCAGGGGCAGAGGGAGGUGCCUCAGGAUCCGUCACCGGCCUGGAAGAUCGGGGAGGUGGAACCCAUGAAGGGGCUUCCAGAAUGGACGGCCUGCGCCAGAAGCUGGAGAGUCAGGGUCUGAGGAAUGUGGUUUACAUGGUCAUCAACCACCAGGGGGAGAAAGCACAACGCCUGCAUCCACUGCUAAUGGAAAGACUUCCAGAAGGCAUCACACUCUACAAACAGAACAAGCACGAGCCCGAUGUCUGGCAGACACUGAGAGGAGAAAAAGAUGACUUUCUCAUCUAUGACAGGUGUGUGCGAUCAAAGAGACAUACUGCAACCGCACAUGUGGAGAGUGCUCACAUGAGACUGCUGAGACACCAAACGAGUGCAAACAGAAAGCCGAUGCACAGCCGGAAGCAGGAUUGGAUGACACCCAACAAUCUCCCAGACACCAUGGACAUGGUCACCAUGGUCAUCAUGGUGACCAUGGUCAUCAUGGUCACCACGGGGAUAACCCUGGAGUCCAACCUCGAGGCUUUGGGGUGGGGCGUGAUCACCACCAUGGUGAUCACCAUGGAAACCAAGAAGGUGUAGAUCUCGGACAAAGUCAAAAUCAGCCAGAUUUAAGACCCCAGGGCCCUGAUCAGCUUGAUGUCGGUUUAUCUCAAAGUCAGCAUCAAUUAAUCAAUAUGCAACAAGCAGCGCGCAUAGAUCAUGUGUCACACGAGGCCCAAGGCGCCGCCGUUAGACCGUGAGUGUCAGAGAAGAGCGGGUGAAAAUCAAAGUACAGCUGACAGCAGGCAACGGGCUCUGAGAACGAAGCCUCUCCCAAGGUCAGCUGAUGCUGACACUGACGCCGGCUGUUUGGGGACGCAGGGAGCCAGCAGCCGCUCGGCCUCUGACACUGUGGUGAGGCGCUGCCCGCCUCCUGACAGUGACACGGGCUGAACGGCGGCGCGGUCGACAACGUCAGGGAGACCUGACAGUGACGCCUGCCUCCCGCUGCCUGACAGCAGCCUCAGCCGCCCCAAUGAGCCUGACCCCCCGGUGUCGUUAGCUGAGGAUGAGAGCAGCUGUAAGCUAGCAACACUGGUGUUAGGAAUUUGUUUUACCAACAAGUAUUACCCUGGGAGAGGAGGAUAAGCAAAUCCGACAGGAAAAUGGAGCAGGUAGAGUCCAAAUUACACAAAUCAAAUUGAAUUAGACUUUUUUUUUAAGACACAAAGGGCAUAUUGGGUAAUGCCAGGUUAUCAUCCCAAUGAGGGACUGAGUUUUAAAGAAUGUGGCACAUCCUACCUGUCUCGAUUUUUCUGUUUGUUGGUUGUCCCCUCGUCUCAGGAGUGUAUGUGAUGGCCAUGUUCAUAAAUUGCCUCCUCAAUUAUGUUCUCACCAUCCUUUAUGAAGCCAGAUGCAGAAACUAUGCUCUAGUGGCGUCUGUCUGAUGUCAGGCAGGUGAGAGAGGAGAAGGCAGUUCAGGAACAUGACAAACACAGAAUAUUUCUCUUAGUAAAAAGCAACCAAAAAGAAAACAUGAGAAACAUUAUGAGAUAAGUGCUGUUUAGCACAUAUCAUGAAUGAGAUGGUCAUCUGGAAAAUGGCAAUUCAACUAGUUAAGAGCAACAUAAAAAAAAGGAAUGAAUGAAUGAAUUGCUGAAGUCACUCAAUAUCUCUGUGUUUGAAAAAUAAGCACAGACUACUAGGGGAACUUUAAAAAACUUUGUAUUACUAAGCAGUAAAUUGUAUUUGUAAGCUGUGCUAUUGGACAUGUAACAAAGUUACUUCCAUGAGUUUCUUUCCUUUAGUUUUUCUCACCAAUGCAUUACAAUCAUUACACAUCUCUUGUAGGUAUCCAUCUCUUUCUGCUGAAACACUUUAUGUUAGCAUUACUUUUCCUAAAUAUUUUACAAAGACUAGCAAGUACCCAGUAGAACACAAGGCUUCAUUUAAAAAAAAGAUUUAAAAAAGUUUUGUUAUUUGGAAAGAGGCAAAGGAUUUUGAAGAGAGAAUGAAUGAAUGACUGUUGGAACAAACUCUGUACUUAAUGAUGGUUUCAAUGGAAAGGUCAAAGGCCCCCUGAAAACCUGAUGUUUGCACAGAGCUUUGUAUUGUGUUUAGGCUGUUGAAGAUGAAAUCCAUGUGCUGAAUAAAGAGGGUUUUAGUUACUCAGUUAGUUUGACUGUGUUUUCUUGCCAAAUAUCAUUCGAUAAAAUUUCUCUACAUUAGAGGAUUUUUGGUUUUUUUAUUGACUUGUCCUUGCUAUUAAUUAGUUUUCUUUUGUU